AUGCCCAAGAAACAUCUUCCAAAGUUCCUAAAGCCGCAACCCAGUCUCCACACCUCUCACACAUCCUCCUCCUCAUCAUCCCAAAAUGUCUCCACCACCCCCGCCGCCAGAGACCAGAGCGUGAACGGCCUACUCGCACACCUCCGCACCUCCCAACCAAACCCAGACACCCCUAGACGCCAAAUCAGCACAAUCCCUUCGGUCCCCCCCUCCCUCCAACUCAUCCUCGCAAACGCCGAACCACCACCGCCCCCGCGCCCCCGCCCCCAAAUUGGCGUCCGAGGCCGCCGUAAUCGAAUUCCCGGCCCGCCGCCACCCGCCUCGUGGCUCGCCGCGCCCGAAGAGACAUCGAACGAAGAGGAGGCAGCAUUCCGCGCGGGCGCCGGCGUCGGCGGCGACAUAAACCGCCUCCCAGACUUACCGCAGAUUGGGCGCCACCGGCUGGCACAUGCUGCGCUGGUCGCGGUCGCAAGGAACUGGCGCUUUCACACAGUGUAUGAUCAGCACUACCUGUAUACGCUCCGCCCGGGGCUCAAGGCGCUGCUAUUGUCGUAUAUUGCCGCCCAUAACGCUGGCGCCCUUCAGGCCGAUGAUCUCCUCCUGCUGUUCCGUGACGGCGAUGACGAGGACUUUACACAUCUUGAUCUUUCGCGGGCGGUUGGGCCUAGUCUGACAUUUAAGGACCUGCGCAGCCCCCUUCAUGGUGGAAAACCAGGGGUCACGGCGGUGGAGGCGUCGUCGGUCAGCGACGACUGGGAUGCGGCGGCAGAUACGGCGGUGGUGGGCCGCACGCGGUUUGCAGCAGUGACACAUAUAUCACUUGCGUGGCCGGCGGCGUCGGAGGCGUCGUGGGCACGCCUAAUAACGUUUGUGGGGCAGUGUGUGCCGACGAUCACACAUCUGUCUCUUGCGGGGUGGGGGCAUCCCGGUGCUGCGGGAGUGCUGCGGCGGUUUGCGAGGUCGCUGCUAUGUCUAAAGUGGUUGGAUGUGUCGGAUUGUCCGGCGGGGAUCUAUGAUUCCCUGCGGGAGGAGGUUGAGUGGGACCGGGCGUGGAGAGGUGUGGAGACGGUGGUGUGUGUGCAAGCAGGGGAGGGCACGCCGCAAGGAAUCAGGGAGGAGAGGGGGUGGGCGGUGGCGGCAUUGCGGGAGCAUAUCAGAGGGGUGAGGGCGGAGGUGGGCGGGAGGUGGUGUAGUGUUGUCGAGUGA
Messenger RNA from Morchella importuna, 1206 nucleotides. RefSeq lists its product as uncharacterized. The record is from RefSeq and is a predicted model, not a curated record. The transcript has a single exon. Lineage: Eukaryota; Fungi; Ascomycota; Pezizomycetes; Pezizales; Morchellaceae. The coding region runs from base 1 to 1206 and encodes 401 amino acids.